Eremomyces bilateralis CBS 781.70 is the source of this 960-nucleotide messenger RNA. RefSeq names its product actin depolymerizing protein. The coding region runs from base 1 to 960 and encodes 319 amino acids. The record is from RefSeq and is a predicted model, not a curated record. NCBI's taxonomy places the organism in Eukaryota, Fungi, Ascomycota, Dothideomycetes, Eremomycetales, Eremomycetaceae. Gene Ontology annotation, cellular component: actin filament; cytoplasm. Gene Ontology annotation, molecular function: actin filament binding; actin monomer binding. The transcript is spliced from 4 exons. Gene Ontology annotation, biological process: barbed-end actin filament capping; actin filament depolymerization.
AUGCAGUCAGGAAUCUCCGCAAGCGCGGAACUACACAAUGCCUUCAAGUCUUUUCUGAACGACACAGGCCUCUAUGCCCUUUUGGCCGUCAUCGAGAAAGAAGCCCUCGUCCCCUUCGAUAAUGUCUCCUCCAAAACCGACCUCCCCCAGCACCUCAAGAGAGACCAAGCCCUCUACAUCAUCCUCCGAAACUCCGACAGCGCUAUUAUCGCCAUUACCUACGUCCCGGACGCCGCACCGGUCCGCUCGAAGACCCUCUUCGCGUCCACACGGCUGACCCUGCUCCGCGAGCUCGGGUCCGAGCACUUCGCCGACUCGAUCUUCGUCACGGAAGCGGACGAGCUGACCGACGACGGGUGGAAGAAGCAUCAAGCGCACGCCUCGGCGGAGCGGCCGUUGACGCAGGAAGAGAAAGAUCUGGAGGGGAUUAGAGAGGCAGAGGCGUUGGAGAGCGGUGGAACCGGACGGAGGGGCGGCGGAUAUGGGACGAGUAAGGUGGGCUCGAAGCUUGGAGAAGGGGUCGUUGAGGCGCUGAGAGCGCUGGGUAGUGGCUCAGGCUCCGAGUGCCUGCAAAUUCGGAUGGAUGUGCAGGCGGAACAACUAGAGCUGGUCGGCCCCGCUGAAUCCGUGGAUGUCGCCUCUCUGAGCUCUUCAAUAUCAUCGCAAGAGCCACGGUAUACCUUCUACAGAUACAGCCACCCGAAUGCCGAUGGGGAUGCGCCCAUUCUCUUCCUCUAUACGUGCCCAAGUACGGCAAAACCGAAAGAGAAGAUGCUCUACGCCGCUUCUAAGCGAGGCGUUGUAACGAUUGCAGAGAAGGAGGCUGGAUUGAAGCUUGCAAAGAAGCUUGAGGCGAGUGACCCCUCCGAGAUCACCGUGAGCAUGAUUCAAGACGAGUUCGCUCCGAAAGUAGAGGAGAAAGCUGGGUUUUCGAAGCCAAAGCGCCCUGGGCGGCGAUAG